UACUCGGCCAAGUGCUGCACCUUAGCAACAGGGAAAGCACUCCCCGCGUUCCAGAACGCAUGCGCCUUGUAUUGAAGACGCGAAGGAAAAUGGCGGACGAUCAGCAGCCCAUGCAGACAGGAGACGCGGGAAACGCCGCCACGGGCGAGCCGCAGGCCAUGGAGACGCCGCACGAGAAGCUGGGGCUCACCGAGAACGUCCAGAUGAUCACAGCCGAGAAGGAGGCGGCGGAAAAGCCGAUAAAGCAGAAAGUCGAACUGCAGUCCCUGCCGACGCGGGCGUACUUGGACCAAACAGUCGUUCCCAUCCUACUCCAGGGACUCUCCACCCUGGCGAAGGAGCGCCCGCCAAACCCCAUAGAGUACCUCGCAGCCUAUCUACUCAAGAACAAGUCCAAGUUCGAGGAACAGUGAAGGCGCCCGUACAAGCCUGGAGCCGUACAGAUGACCUCUGCAGUUCGUAUUUUGACCCUCCCGGAGAUACCGCCUCUACUACACCCAGGUGACAACCGGUUUCCAGGACAGUCUACAGUUGCAUCACUUGGGAUUUCAGCACAACACACGGCGUUUGGACAACUUCAUACGAGACAACCAACUAUGGGGCGACCAACAUACACAGGAAAAAAGACUUUAACUUUUAAGGACCUUAAAGAGACCUUAGAUGUUAUAUUUUAGUCCAUAUAUGUACAUAACAGAGCAGAGAGGUACCCACAGUGCCAGAUAUUUGCUGAAAGACCAACCUAGUACUACUAGUUAGUAGUGAACCUACCUACAUCAUCUGUAAUAACUUUUUUCUCUCCUACUCAAGCAAUACUCUUACACGUGGAUAUACAUGUGGGGACCUAGAAUGGUGAAUUGGAUUUGGGCAAUUUGACACUGUGGAAUAGCUGAAGCCCAACUACUAGUAUAUCUGGUACAUUCAGAUCACCAACUACAUGUGCAAGAGGCCCCACAGUCAACAACAAACCAUUGAAAGUUGGCAAUUGCCACCAUAAACUACCAUAGUGCACCAAAGCUCCUACUUGAAUCCUGAACCCUAUUGUUAGGCAGGAAUCCAACAGGUGUAAGUUAUUGUCAGUUGGCAGGACAGGAGCAAGAAGCCUUGUACUUUACCAACCGCCUUGCACCUAGGUUUGUGUUAUACCUGUACCUGAAUUACCGACAUGCCCACAGCCGUUUAGACCACCAUACUGCAUUCCUUUUACAUGAUAC
Branchiostoma belcheri (Belcher's lancelet) is the source of this 1211-nucleotide messenger RNA. Its product is annotated as protein dpy-30 homolog. Gene Ontology annotation, cellular component: Set1C/COMPASS complex. Lineage: Eukaryota; Metazoa; Chordata; Leptocardii; Amphioxiformes; Branchiostomatidae. The record is from RefSeq and is a predicted model, not a curated record.